Molecule: messenger RNA, 3715 nt
Organism: Tilletiopsis washingtonensis
Lineage: Eukaryota; Fungi; Basidiomycota; Exobasidiomycetes; Entylomatales
Exons: 5
Coding region: 497-3511 (1004 amino acids)
Biological process (GO): regulation of DNA-templated transcription; response to xenobiotic stimulus
Molecular function (GO): DNA-binding transcription factor activity, RNA polymerase II-specific; zinc ion binding
Source: RefSeq, a predicted model, not a curated record
CUCGUCAUUUUGGCAUCCCGACGGCGGCGACCUCGCCUUUUCUUUUCCUCGCUCCCACACACGCCCGCCCUCUCGCACGCCCAGCUCCGUUCCCAGUCACCGCCCCCUCUUCGCAGCUCGUUUCUCCUGAGCUGGCCCCACACCCUGGCCUAUCUCCGUAUAGCGGCACAGUAGAGUCCCUGCUGGGUGCUGCGGCCGCGCGUGAUUUAUCCGUCUCCACCUCUCACGCAUCCGCCGCCCGCACAUCUCCAUCUGCUGCCACAACACACGCCGCUCUCCGUUCUCUCCUUCUUCGCCUCGCCACCUCUUCGCUGCACCACACCCGCUGUUCUCCGACACAGCGCGACGUCGCACUCUUCAGCGGCCUGCGCCCGCGACCGGGUGCUGCGACGCGCGUGCUGAGCCAGGCGCGUCGAGCGCACUUCGCCCGCUCUCGUCGCCGUCGGCCGGCCGCAGCGCGUGAUCUGCUCGCGCCAGUGCUCCCCACCUCGCGGCAAUGGCCUCGUCGGUCGCAUCCACGUCGCGCAGUGCCGGCACGCCGCCGUCGGUGCUGAACGGCGUCGGGCAUGAGGGCGGCGCGGGCGCAAAGGCGCAGCCCGAGGAGGAGGCGGGCGAGGCGGGCAAGCGGCGCCGAAUCUGGGCGGCGUGCGAGUCAUGUCGAACGCGCAAGGCCCGCUGCAACGGCGAGCACCCUUGCUCUGCCUGUCUCUCCAAGGCGCGCUCUUCGCUGCCUCGCGGCAGCUCGGCGCCUUCAGCCGAGGCCGUACAGGCGCGCGCCCUCGAGCUGUGCGUCUUCGUGUGGGACCGCAAGCCGCGUGGACCCAAGGCCAAGGCGCCGGAGGAAGGGCGCAAGGCCAGUGGCGCCGCCGCUGGCACUGCCAGGGCCAAGCGUGCUACGCCUGCAGUCAAGGGCGCGCCUCGCAGCGAACGCAGCGCCGGCUCUGCGUAUCUCGCUGCCAAGGGCGCCGCGACGUCGCUGAACGGCGACGGCGACGCGAGCAACGGGAGCAUCUCAGCAGGGUUUCCUGGUGCGCCAGGCUCCGUCUCGAGCGAACGCUCCGGUGCCAGCGGCACGGCGCAGGAGGAGCAGGCUGCAUAUGCGCAGCACGCUCUGUUCAGCAACGGCAACUUCCUCAGGCGCCAGAGUCUGCAUCCAGAUCGACCUUACCCGCCUUCGCCCGGCGGCUCGAGCGGCUACUCUGCCCACUAUCCCGCAAGCCAUCGGCCGCCUGCGUACGAGUACCCGCCCGGCCCAGGCCCGCAGGACUACUACCGAGGGCACGCCAGCUCUCUUGAACGGCUGCCGUGGAACCAGAUCCCGGCGUCGCCAGCCACGGGCUCCACCGGCUCGGCGUCGAGCUAUGCGCCUGUAGAGUACGCCGACCUGCGCACGCGCCCGCAGGAUGCAGAGUACGCCGAUCCCGUCGCGCCGCGGCGAGCCAUGCCUGCCUCGCAUGAAGACCCACGAGCGGCGCGUCUCGACGUCUUCGGGCGCAGCUGGGCCGCCAACAGCCCCUAUCCGCAGGUUUACGCGCCGCCCGGCUCUUCGCGUUCCGAGCGCUCGCAAGCGCAAGGCUCGGGCGGGCGCAGACAGUCGCGUGAGAGGCAGUCGUCGCAGGGCAGCGUCUACGACAGACCGCCCAUGCUCUCUGCUGAGCGCAGAGGGAGCGUCGUGCUCUCGCUCAUCGACCAGCUGAGCGGCGUGUUCAUCUACAACGAUCGACAAUUCAUCGCGCUGGCGCUGGCGCAGUUCUCCGACCUCGAUGCCUCGACGAAGCUCUUUCCCGCGCGCAUCCUGUGGGGCUCUGUGCCCGACGCAGACGGCGCACUGCCGCCGCCGCCGCCUCAGCAUGCACAGCUGGCGCUGCUCUCGCUCCUGGCGCACCGCGCUCUGCUGUUGCCGAGCGUGCGCAGCCAGCGCGACCUGGAGAGCCUGCAGCAAGGCAUGGGUGAAGAUCUGAGCCACCUGAAUCAGCAACCGCACGAUCAAGAACUCAAGGAUGGCCUCCUGCUCUUCGCUCGGCGUUGCUGGAACUUGGCGCACGACACGCUGCUGCGUCUCGUCGCCGACGGCGAGGUAGAUCCGCUGCUGCUCAUUACGGGCUAUGCGCUCGACAUGGCUGCGUCCGAAGACGGCAUCGGCACGGCGUCGAUGGGCGAGAUGAAGGCCUGGCUCUUCGGCGUGCUCAAGGCGUGGAAUCUGCACCUGAUGGACCUGCCGGCGCACGUGUCGCCCGAGGAGGCCGUCGACGAUGAUGGUGCCGCGCCGUACGAUGCAGAGUUGCCGCCGGGCACGCCGAUGCCGCGGCCUCUCGACGCACGCUACGCUGUGCUGCACCCUGCCGAUCGCGAGGCACUGCGGCGCUGCGUCGUCGUUGUGUGCACCUCGUUUGUCUGGACGCAGUCCAACGACAACUUUGCGAAGCACACGUUCAAUCUCUCCUCGCUCAAGGUGAGCCUUCUGGGCGCCGACAACACCAUCCAUCGCGGUGCAGCGUGGGCUCCACCCGCGGCGCCGCCAAAUGGCGCCACGCCGAGCGACACGUCCAUCUGUGCGGUGCAGCACGUGGCGUUUCUGCUCUUUGGUCGCAUUCUGCGCAUGCUCAACACGCCGCUCGAGGACCUGCUCAACGGCACGGGCGCCGAGCCGGACUUGCAGAAGGCCGUCGACGAGAUCGAGGAGACGCUGCAGUGGGCCAAGGCGUGCAUUCCUGUGCCGAAGCUCGACGGCACCGAGAUGCCGCUCGCCGUCUCUGCUUUCCUGCACCUGCGAGUCAUCGACUUGAUGUCGUACCGCCUCUUCGCCGCCAUCGUGCUGUACCAGAACUUCACAAACGAAGCAGUGGAUGAAGGAGGAGGCGGCGCCGCUGGAUCCUUGCGGCUCAAGGUCAUCAUGGAGCCUGGCCCCAAUCUCUCGACGCAGUACGAGACGCUGCGCAGCGGAGCAGCCGGCAUUUCUCCCGUCGAGGGCGAUGGCAUGCCGCCUGCGCCGCCUCGCAAGCGCCGCGAGCUGUUGCGCGUCUCGAAGGAUCCCUCGACGGCAGCGAUGGCGCCGCUCUUCGAGGUCGACGCCGUGGUGCGCAAGACGCUCGAGCUGCUCGAGAACCACGAAGAACCGGUGCCCGGCGAGGUAGGCACGGCAGCUGGCGUGACGCUGGGCAACAUCAGCCGAGCGAUGCGCUGGCCGCGGCAUCUGCACAAGCUGUGCAGCCAGGCCUUCGCGAUUGGUGCGGAAGUCGAAGCAUCGCAGAAGGCCUGGCGCGAACACUUCGUCCAGCAUCGCCCGGAGCCAUACUGGGCUGAGCCUGUGACGCACAACAAGGUGCCGCCGCUGACUACGCAACCAGUCAUCGACUCAAUGUGGGGCAUUGGCGACCGCCUCAUCCGCCUGCUCCAGGCGCUCGGUCGGAGCGGCAGCGAACACUCGCGCCUCACCGCGCUGCGUGCCGAGCAGUAUCGUGCCGAGCGAGUCGCUUGGGUGCAGGCGCAGAAGCUGGCGCAGGGCGACUGAGCGUCGCCCCUGAGCUGGCUGCGGUGGACGUUGUCUGCCUGCGUCUCUUGCGCAAGUCCCUCCUCUCUUCUCCUCGUUCCUCCUCCGGCUGCGUCCCCUCCUCUUGCGCCGCCUGUCACACUUCUUCAUGAUCCUCUCAAUCCGUCACUCCUCUCAUUGCCUCGCGCCGUCCUGCCGAGGAGAGCAAUCGCAUGAUAUCCAGCU